AUGGCAGAGGAGGCGGCCGUGGUGGGUCUGUGCGGGAGCGAGAGCGUGAGCGCUCCGCAGCAGCAACUGGUGUUAUUUGAAGACGUCGCUGUGGACUUCACCUGGCAAGAGUGGCAGCACCUGGAUGUUGUUCAGCAGAACCUCUACAGAGAUGUGAUGCUGGAGAACUACAGCAGCCUGAUGUUCUUGGGGAACUGUAUGACCAAACCAGAUUUGAUCUUCAAGUUGGAGCAUGGAUUUGCACCAUGGACUGUAUUAGAAUGCUCAAUUCACAGGCUUCCAGAAUUGAAAACUCAACACAAAAUGCAGUGGCCAGAGACAGAUGAUUUUAAACAAUUCCAGAACACCAUUUACCAGAAGUUACAUCAGACAUGUUAUCAAGGAACAAACACAGGUGACAAGCUGCUUGAAUGUGGGACAAGUUUUAUCUCCAAGUCACACGUCACUAAUCAUCAGAGAACUCAAACAGGUAACAAACCUUAUGACUGUAAUGUAUGUGGAAAAGCUUACCUGACCCAGUCACAUCUCACUAUGCAUUAUGAAACUCAUACAAGUUAUAAGCCAUACAAAUGUAGCAAAUGUGGGAAAGCAUUCAUGUCCAAGUCACAUCUCAAUAAGCCAUAUGAAUGUACUGCAUGUGGGAAAGCCUCCGUUUUAAACUCAGAUCCUAAUAAGGAUCAGAGAAUUCACACAGGUGAGAACCCUUAUGAAUGUAAUGAAUGUGGAAAAGCUUACAUCACCCAGUCACCUCUCACUGUGCAUCAUCAAGAACACACAGGUGAGAAGCCAUAUGAAUGUAUUGAAUGUGGAAAGGGCUUUAUCUGCAAGUCACAUGUCACUAAUCAUCAUAGAACUCACACAGGUAAGAAACCAUAUAAAUGUAUUGAAUGUGGAAAAUGCUUCAUCUAUAAUUCAGAUCUUAUUAGGCAUCAGAGAAGUCACACAGGUGAGAAGCCAUAUGAAUGUACUGAAUGUGGGAAAGUCUUCAUCCGCAAGUCACUUCUUACUAGACAUCAGAGAACUCACACAGGUAAGAAGCCAUAUGAAUGUACUCAUUGUGGGAAAGCAUUCUUCUACAAGUCAAGUCUCACUAAUCAUCAGAGAACUCACACAGCUGAGAAACCAAAUGAAUGUACUGAGUGUCAGAAAGCUUACAUCUCCAAGUCACACCUAAUGAAUCAUUGCAGUACUCAUACAGGUGAAGCACAAUAUAAAUGUACUGAAUGUAGGAAAGCCUACAUCACCAAUUCACAGCUCACUAUUAAUCAGAGAACUGACAAAGGUGGUAAACAAUAUAAAUGUAUUCAAUGUGGAAAUGGAUUCAUGCACAAGGCAGAACUCACAAGACAUCAGAGAAGUCACACGGGUGAGAAGCUAUACAAAUGUACUGAAUGUGGGAAAGCCUUCAUCAGCAAGUCGUAUCUUAUUAUGCACCAGAGAAGUCACACUGGUGACAAGCCAUAUGAAUGUACUGAAUGUGGGAAAGCCUUCAUCAGCAAGUCGCAUCUUAAUAGGCAUCAGAGACUUCACAUAGGUGAAAAGCCACAUGAAUGUACUGAGUGUCAGAAAGCUUACCUCUUCAGGUCAGACCUAAUUGUUCAUUGGAGAAUUCAUACAGGUGAGAAGCCAUAUGAAUGUACUGAAUGUGGGAAAGCCUUCAUCACCAAUUCACAGCUCACUAUUCAUCAGAGAACCCACGCAGUUGAUAAACCAUAUAAAUGUAUUCAAUGUGGAAAAGGCUUCAUCCGCAAGACAGAUUUCACAUAUCAUCAGAGAAGUCACACAGGUGAGAAGCCAUAUGUAUGUACUGAAUGUGGAAAAGCUUUUUUCUUCAAGUCACAUCUUACUAGGCAUCAGAGAAGUCACACAGGUGAGAAGCCAUAUGAAUGUACUAAAUGUGGAAAAGCCUUCUUUCGCAACUCACAUCUUAUUAGGCAUCAGAGAAGUCACAGAGAUAAGAAGUCAUAUAAAUGUACUGAAUGUGGGAAAGCUUUCAUCUGCAAGUCACAUCUUAUUAGGCAUCAAAGAACUCACACAGGUGAAAAGCCAUGUGAAUGA
Molecule: messenger RNA, 2058 nt
Organism: Jaculus jaculus (lesser Egyptian jerboa)
Lineage: Eukaryota; Metazoa; Chordata; Mammalia; Rodentia; Dipodidae
Product: zinc finger protein 260-like
Exons: 5
Coding region: 1-2058 (685 amino acids)
Biological process (GO): regulation of DNA-templated transcription
Source: RefSeq, a predicted model, not a curated record